AUGGCUGUUCGGGAUGGCACACCUGCAGCGAAUGAGAAACCGAAACCGCCGAUGAAAGAAGAUGACAUUUCUCCGGCGCCUGUCCCGAGAAUCUACCCUGAGAUAGAAGAAAUUCCUGAGUGGCCCACUCCCCCACUUUAUCGCUGUACCUCACAGCCUGCACCCCAACCCUCGGCCCCAACACCACCCCCUCCUGCUCCUGCUCCAGCUCCUGAGCCCGGGGGAAAGGGAGGGUCCUUCCUCAGGAACAAGAAGCCGACGAGAGCUGUUGGGCCGCCCCCAGGACCAGAUGAACAGAAUGCCCUACAGCUCUUGCAGUACUGGCCUUUCUCCUCCUCUGACCUCUAUAAUUGGAAAACUAACCACCUUCCUUUUUCAGAUAAUCCAGCAGGACUCACAGGGCUAAUAGAGUCCCUGGUGUACUCACACCAGCCCACUUGGGAUGAUUGUCAGCAGCUCUUGCAGACCCUGUUCACCACUGAAGAGAGGGAGAGGAUAGUCCUGGAGGCCCGAAAGUACAUUCGAGACAACGCUGGGCACCUUGUCCAGACCCCAGAUGGGAUAGAUGAAGGAUUUCCCCUGAUGUGCCCUCAGUGGGAUUAUAACACGGCACAAGGUAGGGAAUGGUUGUCCAAUUACCGCCGGGCUCUAGUGGCAGGUCUCAGAGGCACCGCACGACGGCCCACGAAUUUGGCUAAGGUAAGAGAGGUCAUGCAGGGACCGACUGAACCCCCUUCAGUUUUCCUGGAAAGGCUCAUGGAGGCGCACAGAAGGUAUACCCCUUUUGAUCCUACAUCUGAGGGGCAGCGAGCCUGUGUAAUCAUGGCUUUUAUUGGGCAGUCGGCCCCUGAUAUUAGAAAGAAAUUACAACGGAUCAAGGGACUGCAGGAUUAUACAAUAAGGGAUGUAGUUAGAGAGUCUGAGAAAGUGUAUCACAAAAGGGAGACAGAGGAAGAGAAGCAAGAGCGAGAAAAAAGAGAGAAUAAAGAGGAUGAAGAUAGGAGGGAAAAGAGGCAAGAGAAAACUUUGACUAGGAUACUGGCCAUAGUAGUAGGCAAAGAUAGGAGAGAUAGGAGCAGACAGCUAGGGAACCUGGGAGGCGGAAGAUGGCAAGAGGCAAAGAGACCUAGAAGAGACCACCCUCCUUUGGGGAAGGACCAGUGUGCUCACUGCAGAGAAAAAGGACAUUGGGCCCAUGAGUGCCCCAAGAGAAAGCAGGAGACAAAGAUAUUGCCCCUCGAGAGUGAUGAAGACUAGGGGGGACGGGGCUCGGCCCCCCUCCCUGAGCCUAGGGUAACCUUACAUGUGGAGGGGACUCCCAUAAAUUUUUUGAUUGACACAGGUGCGGAAUAUUCGGUGCUAAAAACUCCUCUGGGUAAGAUUAAAAAUGAAAAAACACUGGUAGCCGGGGCUAUGGGACAAAAAUCUUACCCGUGGACCACCUCUCAGACAGUGGACUUGGGAAAGAGUGUAGUAACUCACUCGUUUCUAGUCAUUCCUGAGUGCCCCAUACCUCUACUGGGAUGAGAUUUGCUCACAAAAUUAAAGGCACAAAUAACCUUCACCUCCUCUGGGCCAGAAUUGUCCUGGGGAACUACCCCUCCACAAGCAUUGGAACUAUCUUUGCAAUUGGGAGAAGAGUAUCGGAUUUAUCAAAAGAAGUUAAAGGCUGCCACCCCUGAGAGGCUAAAGGACUGGCUUGAUCGGUUUCCCCUGGCUUGGGCUGAAACAGGAGGGAUGGGAAUGGCAAGACAGGCCCCUCCAGUAGUGGUAGAGCUCAAGUCUGGGGCCACCCCCAUUAGGAUUUGUCAGUACCCUAUGGGGAAGGAAGCUCGGGAGGGGAUACGUCCUCACAUCGAUCGUCUAAUCCGUGAAGGAAUCCUGGUCCCCUGUAAAUCUGCUUGGAAUAUCCUCCUUCCAGUAAAGAAGUCAGGGACAGGUGAUUAUCGCCCUGUGCAAGACCUUAGAGAAGUUAACAAAAGAAUACAGGAUAUACACCCCACCGUUCCCAACCCUUAUAAUCUGCUCAGCACAUUGCCGCCUGAACGAGCCUGGUAUACAGUGUGAACAGGGCAGCUCACAUAGACCAGGUUGCCUCAAGGGUUCAAAAAUUCUCCAACCUUGUUUGAUGAGGCCUUACAUCGGGACUUGGCUCCUUUUCGGGCCUGCAAUCCACAUGCGACCCUUCUGCAAUAUGUAGAUGACCUUCUCCUUGCAACUGAGACACGCGAGGAAUGCGAGCAUGGGACACAGAAUCUCCUGGCUGAGUUAGGUGAAUUGGGGUAUCGGGCUUCAGCUAAAAAGGCACAGUUGUGCCAGACGGAGGUGACGUAUUUGGGAUACACCCUGAAGAAUGAGCAAUGGCUUACAGAAGCCAGAAAGUGGCCAGUGACACAGAUCCCGACCCCAACCACCCCUCGCCGGGUAAGAGAAUUUCUGGGAACGGCGGGGUUCUGCAGACUCUGGAUCCCAGGGUUUGCCACCCUGGUGGCCCCCUUAUACCCAUUGACCAAAGAAAAAGGAGAAUUUGUGUGGACUGAGGAACACCAAUUGGCUUUUGAAACCCUAAAAAAGGCACUGCUACAGGCCCCCGCCCUAGCACUACCAGACCUAAAAAAGCCCUUUACCCUGUAUAUCAAUGAGAAAAAUGGAGUAGCAAGAGGGGUCCUUACUCAGACAUUGGGACCUUGGAAGCGCCCUGUAGCUUACCUGUCAAAGAAAUUGGACCCAGUAGCCAGCGGAUGGCCCUCAUGUUUAUGGGCAAUUGCAGCUACUGCAGUGCUAGUGAAAGAUGCUGAUAAAUUGACCAUGGGCCAAAAUGUGACCAUAGUGGCCCCGCAUUCCCUUGAGAGCAGCAUCCGACAGCCCCCAGAUCGUUGGAUGACUAAUGCCAGGAUGACCCACUACCAGAGUUUAUUGCUGACUGAGCGAGUGACCUUUGUUCCACCUGCUAUUCUCAACCCUGCCACCUUACUACCUGAAGCUGAUGAAGCCCCCAUACACCACUGUGGAGAUAUAUUGGCCGAGGAGGUCGGGACCCGGUCAGACUUAUCUGACCAUCCCUGGCCUGGGGCCAUGACUUUGUUCACCAAUGACAGCAGCUUCGUGGUGGAAGGUAAGCGGAGGGCUGGGGCAGCAGUAGUAGAUGGAAAAUCUGUUGUAUGGGCCAGCAGUUUGCCUGAAGGGACAUCAGCUCAGAAGGCGGAGCUCAUUGCACUGAUCCAAGCCUUGAGGCUUGCAGAGGGAAAAGCUGUCAAUAUCUACACCGACAGCCGGUAUGCCUUUGCAACCUCUCACGUUCAUGGGGCAAUAUACAGGCAGCGCGGACUAUUAACUUCCACCGGAAAAGAGAUUAAAAACAAAGAAGAAAUCCUUAGCCUGCUAGAAGCUGUUCAUUUGCCCCGUAAGGUGGCAAUCAUUCAUUGUCUAGGACAUCAGAAGGGAAAUGGGCCAAUAGAAAAUGGGAAUCAAAUGGCAGACUGGGUGGCAAAAGAUACAGCACAAGGGCCACAAAUUUUAACCAUUAAAGCCCCACCACAGCCAGCUGAGGAGAUUUUAGAAAAAUGGACUCUCACAAGAGAAGAGGGGCUAGAAUACCUGACUAAUAUACAUCGCCUCACCCACCUGGGAGAAAAAAAGAUGAUAAAGCUGGUCGGUAAGUCCCCUUAUCAUAUCCCACAGCUACACAGGAUAGUAGAAGACUUAGUAAAGAAUUGCCAAGCUUGCACACUCACUAACGCGGUGCCGAACAGAACCCAUGGCGGAAAACGUUUAAGAGGGGAUAGACCAGGGACCUAUUGGGAAGUUGAUUUUACUGAGGUAAAGCCAGCAAAGUAUGGAAAUAAAUACCUUCUAGUUUUUAUAGACACUUUCUCAGGGUGGGUGGAGGCCUUUCCCACCAAAAGAGAGAUGGCUAACGUGGUAACCAAGAAGAUACUUGAAGAAAUUUUUCCUCGUUUUGGAAUACCUAAGGUAAUUGGGUCAGACAACGGACAUGCCUUCGUCGCCCAGGUAAGUCAGGGAUUGGCCAGACAACUGGGGAUAAAUUGGAAGUUACACUGUGCCUAUAGACCCCAGAGUUCAGGACAGGUAGAAAGAAUGAAUAGAACUCUAAAAGAGACCCUAACUAAAUUGUCCUUGGAGACCAGCGGGAAUGAUUGGGCAGCCUUUCUCCCCUAUGCCCUGUUCCGGGUUUGGAAUACUCCCGGAGCUUCAGGUUUAACACCUUUUGAAUUAAUGUUUGGGGCGCCCCCGUCCAUUCACAUGACCACAGAAGGAAAGGCUUGUUCUGACCAACUCCUCUCCUUCAUCCCCCUGUCUCGCCUUCUAGCCUGAUUAAAGGCCCUAGAGAUCGUCUGAAAGGAGGUCUGGGAGCAGUUGAAAGAGACCUAUACAGCAGAUGACCUACAAGUGCCACACCGCUUUGAAGUGGGAGAUGUAGUGUUGGUGAGAAGACAUUGGACAGGAAGCCUCGAACCUCGGUGGAAGGGACCCUACCUAGUACUACUGACCACGCCAAUUGCUGUAAAAGUGGAAGGAAUCCCCACCUGGGUCCAUGCCACACAAGUCAAGAAGGCUCCUCCCUCCGGACCUGAUCAAGAUGAGUGGAUCCUAGAAAAGACUGAUAAUCCUCUUAAGCUGCGCCUGCGUCACCAGAACAACGUUGAGUGA
Messenger RNA from Apodemus sylvaticus (European woodmouse), 4671 nucleotides. RefSeq lists its product as uncharacterized. The record is from RefSeq and is a predicted model, not a curated record. Gene Ontology annotation, molecular function: RNA-DNA hybrid ribonuclease activity; nucleic acid binding; zinc ion binding. Lineage: Eukaryota; Metazoa; Chordata; Mammalia; Rodentia; Muridae. Gene Ontology annotation, biological process: proteolysis; DNA integration; virion assembly.